Molecule: messenger RNA, 3990 nt
Organism: Pelobates fuscus (common spadefoot toad)
Lineage: Eukaryota; Metazoa; Chordata; Amphibia; Anura; Pelobatidae
Product: arf-GAP with SH3 domain, ANK repeat and PH domain-containing protein 3-like
Exons: 25
Coding region: 651-3317 (888 amino acids)
Biological process (GO): positive regulation of GTPase activity
Cellular component (GO): cytoplasm
Molecular function (GO): protein binding; GTPase activator activity
Source: RefSeq, a predicted model, not a curated record
GAACAAAUAGAACCUUAAAGAAAACCCGAAUCAAUGAGGGACGACUUUCCACAACGUUUCAGAUCCAAAGGACAGUCUCCUGAUCCAAAUCCAGAAAGGGAGUGAUACAACCACUGAGUAUACUUUCCUGUAAACUCAAAAAGAGGCUUUAAAGAGUUUAAAAAUGACUCCAGGCUAAUCUGGAGGUAGAACGUUUUCUUUCUUAUUUAAGCCAUACUUCAAUCUAGAUAUAGAAGCUACACAAAACUAUUAGUUCUAGGCUAGGGCUCCAUAAGGUGCAUUAGCAAAUAAAGCAACGUGCCUUUUCUUUUUAAAAUCACAAUACACAAGUCACAUGCAUGUACUAAAAGCAUACAUAUAUUGAUGUCACUAAAGAGUUAAGGGGAAUACUCAGCCCUUGAAUAUCUAUAAAGACCACCCAAAGGUAAACCUUGACCUCAAUCCAGAAAUUUCAAUACGGAUCGGGUUACAUCUGUUCUAAGAAACUUGCAGUUGAUCGAGGCUGCUGCUUAGCACUAUAUCGAGGUAAAGAGUUGCUAUUAACUUUUAAGGUAAUCCACUGAGCAAAGAGCAAGCAGGAGUUCUAAUUCAGUCAUUUUAAAGGAAGUUUUUCUCAAUGUUGGAGCGCACUGACUGCUGACUGGAUUAACAUGAUGAGGGAAGAAUUUGCCUUCAGCACCAUGCCAGAUUCGACACCUUUGUCGAUGUAUUUGGAGAUGAUAUCUGAGACCCCCCUUUCUCCUCCAUCCCCCAACUUCAUUUCCAAGGUCCAGAGGUGCAGGAAUGGAAUCAGUGCCUUAGAGGAGAGUUUAGAAACCAACCUGCAGGUUCUGAACAAGAUCCGCAAGAGUAUACGAACCAUACACUCAUCAGGACUUUCUCAUGUUGAUGCUCAGGAGGGGUAUAUCGAAGCUCUACAGUCUCUGGGCAGUAAUCAGCUCUCCAUGAACAACCAUGAACUGUCCACUGGCUUUCUAAAUCUAUCUGUACUCUCACGGGAGCUGAGUUCACUCUUCAGUACUAUGAUUCACAAUCUGAACAGCAUUUUAUCAUUCCCAUUGGACUCCUUAUUGCGUGGGGAUUUAAAAGAUGGAAGAUUGGAGCUAAGAAAACAGACAGACCGAAGCUGGAAGGAAUAUGAGAUUAAAGUGUCGAAGAAAACCCGCUCUUCCGGGUCUCGUGUUGAAACAGAAACCGCUGAUGAGACUGACAAAGAACGGAAAUUAUUUCAGCUGCACUUGUGUGAGUAUCUCCUCAAAUUGGGUGAAGCGCAGGUGAAGCAGGGUCCUGAUUUCCUCCAGUGCCUCAUCAAAUUCUUCCAUGCGCAACGCAAUUUUUUCCAGGAUGGGCUAAAUGCUGUGCAGAGUCUCCUACCGUUUAUAGACAAAUUGUCAACUUCCCUGCAUACUAUUCAUCAGACACAGGAUGAAGAAUUAAAACAACUUUCAGAACUUCGAGAUAACUUGCAGAAACAGCUACAGAUAGAAAACAAGGAGGAUGGGUUAAGCAGAAAAGAUUCUGGCACUGGGUAUAGUUUGCACCAACAUCAAGGUGAUAAGCAGCAUGGCACAGAAAAAUCUGGGUUUUUGUACAAGAAGAGUGAAGGUAUUCGUAAAGUUUGGCAGAAGAGGAAAUGUGGCGUGAAAUAUGGAUAUCUAACGAUAUCUCACAGCACGAUUAAUCGCCCUCCUGUUAAGAUCAAAUUACUUACUUGCCAGGUGCGUCCAAAUCUUGAGGAUAAGCGCAGCUUCUACCUAAUCACACAUAACAGAACAUAUCACUUUCAGGCUGAGGAUGAAUUUGAGGCACAGAUUUGGAUCUCGGUGCUGCAAAACAGCAAAGAUGAGUCCCUCAAUGCAGCAUUUGGUAGUGAUGGUCCUUCAAAUUGUAGCCACCACCAGCUAACAAAGCAAAUUAUUAACGAGGUCAGGUCCUUGCCUGGGAACCAAGUGUGCUGUGACUGUGGCGCCUCAGAUCCAUCUUGGGUCUCCACUAAUUUAGGGAUUCUGAUCUGCAUUGAAUGUUCUGGGAUCCAUCGGGAACUAGGUGUACGUCACUCCCGAGUCCAGUCUUUAACUCUUGAUCUGCUGACAACCUCAGAACUGUUGCUGGCUGUUACCAUUGGAAACACCAAACUGAAUGAGGUCCUUGAGGCAGCUCUGCCAAUUCCCAACCCAAAACCUACUCCAAGUAGUGACAUGACCUCGAGGAAGGACUAUAUCACUGCCAAGUAUGUUGAGCACAGCUUUGUAGCCCGGGAGAGAAGCAAUGUCCUCUAUGGAGUCCGAGAUGCAAUACAAAAGCAAGAUUUGAUGGCUCUGCUACAUUGCACAGCAAAUGGGGCAGACUUGAGCAAACCAUUGCCAUCUCCAGAGAACCAGGACUUUUCUGAGACGCCAGUACACCUUGCGAUACGUUUGUGUGACAGGGUCUCGCUGCCAUUGGUGGAUUUUAUUAUUCAAAAUGGGGGAGUUCUGGACAGAUCCACAACAGAUGGGCAUACUCCUCUGCACUAUGGUGUACGAUAUAACAAGCCAGAUUGUAUACGACUUCUACUAAGAGCAAAGGCCUCUGUAAUUGCAGUCAACAUUGAUGGAUUAACCCCUCUGAUGCUGGCUCAGAAUUUGAAACACAUGGAAUGUGAAGAGCUGUUGGAGAAAGCAGUAAGUGGGACUUUUAACAGUGAUGUUGAUUUUGACUGGUUUCAUCAAGAGGAUGAAGAGAGUAUUAGUGAGGAUGAAGAAGGAGAAAAGCUCAGCCCACUCUUACUCUCCCAGAAUGUUUUAUUGCCAUCUCCGGUAAAGUUUCAUCUUAGACAUGGAGCCACAGGACAAGACAUUACCAAUCGAACGUAUGAGACCAUUGUUUUACCACAGAGGGCCCCAGCAUCACAAAGAUCCCACAGUGAAGAAAUUCCACCUCCUUUACCUGCCAAAACACAUACCCGAAAAUUUUCCCAUCAAACAUCUCUAAACAAGGACCGUCCUGUGAGUGCUCUAGUCUCCCCUUUCACAGGAGAUGAAUGGGAAAGUGUCUCUGAUGCAGCACCCCAACGUCGAGCAUCUGAACCUCCUCGUUAUACCACUGAACAGAGCAAUACUUCUUCCAGGAACAGCAUGGAGGGAGUGAAAUCAUACAGGAGAGUUAGAGGUGGACCGGUAAGCCCACACCACGUGGAAAGCAUUCAGCAAGGAACACCAACAUUUGCUGGACCUUUUUCAUCGAUUCCAGGUUCUCUAGAGACUCAUGCAGGUGGGAUACACAGGAGCAGGAGCCUUCAGGAUGAUAAUCAGCCACAAUCACCUAAUACUCCUUGAUACCCAUUUCAAGCAGGCAUAUAUACCUCGUGUGAGAGAUGCUUUGAAUUGGGAGAGAUUUGUGAAUGACAAACAGCGGCAUAAUUCAUUUUAGUAAUGUUGCGUCCAAAUGUGUUGCUUGAAUUUGCAUUUCACUGUGGAGCAAUGAGAACAAAUGAUUUAAUUUGCCCAUCUAGUAUCCGUAAAAACACUGUGGAUUUGACAUGUGCUAGGACAAACAUAACUGCUUGACAGCAUGUUAUCAACUAUAAUGUUUGGUAGAUGGGGAUUAAUGUUUUUUAAGGUUGAGUGCGACCUGUUAGUUCAAGAAACGAUACACAGGGAACAAGUGUUAAUAAUCACAUGCUUUUAGGGCUGGAUAAGUUUUAGCAAUGACCUUUUCAGUUUCAUCAUGACAAUGCCUUAAUCGCACUUAAUCAAAGUGACUUUGACAUAAAAAUGCUCUGAAAAGAUCUGAGUGGAAAAACCUGUAUGGUUCUAUAGGAUAUGACAUCAUUUCAAUCUCAUUAAUUCUCUUGUGGUUGGACAAACUCAAUAUUCCAAAUAUUAAUGGAAAGCUUUUAAUUUGUGCUGUAAUAGUUGCAAAUUGGAGACCAACUACAUAUUAAAGGAACUGAAGCUCUAAAUAUAUGUAUUUUUUAACAUUAGAAUGACCUUUUUUAAUUACCCCCCU